Messenger RNA from Nasonia vitripennis (jewel wasp), 2296 nucleotides. RefSeq lists its product as uncharacterized. The coding region runs from base 501 to 2207 and encodes 568 amino acids. Lineage: Eukaryota; Metazoa; Arthropoda; Insecta; Hymenoptera; Pteromalidae. The transcript has 2 exons. The record is from RefSeq and is a predicted model, not a curated record.
ACGCAAAUGUUUGCCCGAACAAUAAAAAAAAGAAAUUUCCACUUUUUCGUCGAUUUUUGAAAAAUGGAUACACAAGCAUAAGUAUAUGGUAGCGCAGCGGUAAGGUGGAAUCCCCAAUAGGAGCACAUAGCAUCAAUAGAGCAUCCCUCAUAAGAAGUUUAAAUUCCUCUACCUGCGUCGCUGCCUACCUGCCGGCUGGCCUGCUGCGGAUUAUUUGAAAAGGGUCCACUUGCGGCGUCGCAGCAGGCUCUCGCAUACACAACUCGCUCGGCGGCCGUUACGCUUAUUCUGUAUCGUUAGUCUUCCAAGAUGCACCUGACAUAGCGUUGCUCCGAAAUAUAUAUUUUUUUCUUUUUUUUUUUCAUCAAUCAAAACCGGAAAACGAACUUUUUUUGCAAACCAUUUUUACCAGUUUUUUAAAUAUUUCUCCGUGUGUGCCUUAAAACAUUUAAGUGAAGAAAAUGUUUCAAAAGUGAAGAAAACUGCUAAAUAGAAUUGAAAUGAAAAAAUAUAGGGUUGAAGCUUUUAUAAUUCCUACUAAUGGUAAUAAAGAAGUGGAUUCUAAUCAAAUAGACGAUGUAAAACUAGCUAAGAAAUUAAAGGACCAUUCCAUAUCUUCAUCGGAUGAAACAAUAGACGAGCGUAACAAUGGUCAAAUUGAAGAAAAUCUCAAUAACUGUUCAAAUAUUUGCACUGAAGUAAAUGAUCAAUCUUCUUUCGAAUUAUCUGGAGUCUUUUUUGAAAUUAACGAACACAUUUACGAUGAAAUUAUUUUACCAGAAAAAAAGCAAGAGACACAAGUGAUUCCUAAUACAGAAACUGAUACAGAAUACACAAAGGCUAUUUUCAGAGUUGAAGAGCCUCUUUAUGAUGAGCCUUUCAUAGGCAACUUUACAAAGUUGAAUACUCAGCAGAAAGAUCAAGACCAUUUAAAACUAUCACCGUGGGUAUUAGGUAACUCUAAAUACCGCCGAUUUGGAAUAGUGGCUCCUAAACUACCAAGAAGAUCGAGUAGCUUGAAAUCCAUUGUUGAAGACAUAGAACAAUUCGAAGAGACUUUACAAGAAAUUUGCUGUCAUGGGCGCAUAAAUGGUUGCUUACUCGAUCAUCAACGUCCAGAAGACAUAAGCGAAGAUAUAUUUAAAGAAAAUUGGAUGCAAAGAUUAGAUUCUUUAAGGAAACUUGAAACACUAUUAAAAGACAAAGAAGUGGCUCUGCAGUCACGGGAAAGACUUUUAUUUAAAAAAGAAAAGGAAUUGAGAAUCCUGGAAAGACUGGUAAAGGAUAAAAUGAAACAAGCUGAACUUUAUGCAAAACGUUAUAAAAAAUCCUUGAGUUCUGAAAGCAUUCCAAGUAAUAAUCGAGACUUAGAAUCUAGGUCUUCUAACGGUUCAAAAGGACAUGGCACAAAAUCAGAAGAGUUUUUAUCCAUGACAAAUUUACCUUCAAAAACAAACUCAAAAACUUCAUUAGAAAGCAAAGAGAGGAUAUUUAAAAAUCCUCCCAACUCAAGAAGUUUACUGACCACGGAUAGACUUAGCAAUAGAAUUGGCAGUGUUAGAUCAAGGUCAAGGCCUAAGAUAAGGUACGAAGAUUUAGAUUCAACUUUAUCAGCUGACAUUGGAGAUUCAUCUUUUGUAGUAACUUCUAGAAAAUUUGAUCCGGAAACAUUCAAAAAGCCAGCUGCUUUUAUUCGAUCAGCUAGUGAAAGAAGACCAAAAGUUGAGCAGCAAAUCAAUACAUUAAGGCUUUCCUGUGUAACCGAAAAAGAUGAACGUGGUGAUGAUCUUGCAGAAGUAAUAGAAGAGAAAACACUUAAAAAAAUAAGCGAAAACAUUUUGGCUUCUCAAAAUCAUGAAACAAAAUUUUUAAACUAUGGCCUUAUUGAUGAAAAAUCUUCAGUCAAUGUAGACAUUGUUGACAAAAAAGAUACUGUCAAUCAAAAAAGAUUUUCUUAUUUAAACUUAGAGUCAAUAAGCAAAGCAAAAUCAAAAAUUGUAUCCAAAGAAAGACCAGUAUCAUGGAGUGAAGAUACAGAUGACUGGCUAAAAAGGAAAAGACUAGCUUAUAACAUGGCAACAAAUAAAACUUUGUUUGAAAGUAUAGCAGAAAAAGAAAAUUUAAGUGUCCAGACAAAAAUAAAUAAAUCUGUAAAAAUGAAUAAAAAAAAAGAAAAUACUCGAAAAAAGUUUUCUAUUUUUCGCUGAAUGUACAAAAUGAAAUAUUUCUAAGUCUAAUAGUUGUGAAUAGUGUAUUGUUAACAAAAAUAAAAAAAUAUCAAAUUUGUUGAAAUGUA